AUGGGUUUCUUCAAUCUUUUGGCUCUGUGUCUUUUAUGUUGUCUCGCUUCGGCUGAUUCUGAUUUGAAGUGCUAUGGAGCUGAUUGUGAUGUUCCAAAUUAUAUGGAUGACACUGAGCAAUGUUCGGGACUUGAAUGUGAAUCGAAAGAAACACUUCUUGCCAUGAUCAGUCAUUACCAAAAAGCCAAGCACGAGGAAUACUUGGCACCACUUCACAAGCCGAUUAAAGACGAAAGCGCCGUCCGUUAUUUCUUGAAUGAAAUUAGUACUGGAGAAGCCGUAGCUACAGUGUCCCCACAAUGUAACAUUUGCAGUCAACCAGGACUCUGUAACUCUGGACAAUGUGUCCCAGAUUCCUUUUUCCCAUGGCAAUACUUCUAUUGUGUCUGUCCAGACAACGCAUCUGGAAGAUUCUGUCAGAAUGUUAUCGCUUGCAAGGCUAACACUUGUGGAAAGAAUGCUGACUGCUACGUGGCUAAUCAUCAAUUGAAUUGUAUCUGUAAACCAGGAUACACUGCUCGCAAGAACGGAAGAGAUUGUGACAUGAAAGUGCAACAAGCUUGCAUGAGUGGAGACCCUCACUACGUCACUUACGAUGGCCUUCGCUUUGAUUAUCAAGGAACUUGUCCCUAUGUGUUCUCUCAGCCAUGCUCCAUGCUUCCAGCUCCAUACGGAUGGUUCUCAGUGAGAGCUAAGAAUGAGUUGCCAGGAAAGGGAUAUCACAUCUCUCAAGUCUCGGAAGUUGAAGUUGACCUCCAUAAUCUGACAAUCCACGUUGAUGGUAGAUCAAAAACUGCUUUGGUCAACGGAGUUCAAGUCUUGACUCCAUGGUACUACCCAAAUCUAAAUACUUGGACAGUCCGUAUUCGUUAUUCUGGAUCUACGUUCACAAUUGAGAAUGAACAAGGAAUCACUGUGACUUUCUCAACUUACAACUCACUUUGUGUCCAAGUUCCUGAUAUUCCUGAGUUCAAUGGACCAACCACUCUCUGUGGAUUGGCUGGAAAUAUUGAUGGAAAGAAGUUGGACGAUGUCGUAAACAGGAAUGGAACCGUUUUGAAUAUCAAGUCAAGUCGUCAACCAGAAAACAACAAUCAUGUCGAUUUCAUGAAAACCGAGGAUACCUGGAUUACUGACAAGUUCCUUGUCCUUCGUCCCGGUCAAGAAGCAUGUGUCAAUGGCCAAUUACUUGAUAACAACACAAAUUGCGAUGUUCAACAAGCUGCUCAAACCUGUUAUCCAAUCCAACAAGCCGAACUUGGACUCGGAGUAUUCGGAGCUUGUCAAGGACUCGGAAACGAUACAUUGGACGAUUUCUACUACAAUUGUGUCUACGAUAUCUGCCGUAAUCCAGCCUACAAAUGUACUGAACUCUCCUAUUUCUUCCAAUACUGUCAACUUGCAAUUCCACAACAACAAAUGAAUAAGGACUGGAGAUCUCAGACAAACUGUCCAUUGGCUUGUCCAUUGAAUGCUCAUCCAUCUGUUUGCACUUCCUCCUGCCCAUCUACAUGCGCCGAACCAUUCCCAGAGAUUUGUGACCAAGGAUGUGUUGAUGGAUGUGAAUGUGAUCCAGGAUAUGUUGUGGAUAAUACUGUAACUGGAUCAAUCAAAUGCAUCAGACUCGACCAGUGUGGAUGUGUUGAUCAAGACGGAAACGCCCAUAGACCUGGACGACCAUGGGUCACUCAGAACUGCACAAUCUAUCAUGAAUGUCAAAAUGGAACAAUGUGGAGUGACUACCGCCCAUGUUCAGAUGAUGGAAGCUGCGUUCUCAACUCGGUAAACAUGCAAUGUACCUGUAAUAAAGGAUAUAGAGGAGAUGGAUACAAUUGUACUGAUAUCAACGAGUGUGUUGAGACUCCAGGAAUCUGUGGUCAUGGACAAUGUAUCAAUACUCCCGGAUCUUAUCACUGUCAGUGUGAUGACUUCUGGUUGGGUGACAACUGUAACUCGUACAAACCACGUCGUCAUUGUGCCGAUUUGUAUGUCUACUGGGGAAUCAAAAACACUGGAGUCUACUCGAUCAACCCACCAUUCGUUCUUCCACAACGUCCAAAGUUCGCUCCAAUGGAUGUGUUCUGUGACAUGGUCAGCAAUGGAGGAGGUUACACUUUGAUGUCAUCUGAUAGUAAGGACUUAAACUCGAAUAAGACAUAUCAGGACUACAUUGUUGGAUUUGGAACUCCAACAAAUCUAUCUGUUUGGCUUGGACUUGAAUUCAUCUAUCAAUUGACUAACUAUCAGCCACAUUCCCUUCGUUUGAACUUGUUCAGAUGUUCCAGUAACGGUCGUCCACCACUGAACACUGACUGUACCUAUCCAACAUUCGCAGUUCGUAACUCAACCACUCAAUAUGCCGUAGUUAUUCGUGAGGCUUGUACCGGAUCUGAAGCUGAUGAGCACUAUUAUCAAGAUGGAUGGGCACGAUGGGAUUUGAGCAAGGAUGGACCAAAGUUCUCUACAUAUGACAUUGAAGCAGAGACAACUAUUCCACCACAAUUGAGAACCAAGGUGGACGACGAAGCUAUCUAUUACACUUGUUCCAAGACUAACUUCAACACUGGAUGGUGGUAUGUUGAGGAUCAACUUUGUGGAGCAGCCAACUUGAACGGAGUCAGAUAUACUUGUCCAGAUAUUCCAGUUGAGAGUGAAAGAUACUUGCGAUGGGCCGAGGGAACAUUGGGGCAAGCUUCAAUGUACUUGCGUCCAGUUGGUUACCCGAAAUAUGAUACCAACCUAUAA
Caenorhabditis remanei is the source of this 2745-nucleotide messenger RNA. RefSeq lists its product as uncharacterized. The record is from RefSeq and is a predicted model, not a curated record. The transcript has 9 exons. The coding region runs from base 1 to 2745 and encodes 914 amino acids. NCBI's taxonomy places the organism in Eukaryota, Metazoa, Nematoda, Chromadorea, Rhabditida, Rhabditidae. Gene Ontology annotation, molecular function: calcium ion binding.